UAAUUGAACAUCCACUUCCGGUUGUAAUGGCUUCCUUGGAGACAGGUGCUCGUGUAUAAAUAAAUAUCUGAAAGUAGGAUUUAUCACGAUUUGUGGAAUACAAUAACACAUCUUGUUGGUUUAGCUAUAAAGCAAGAUGUCCUCCAGUUUUGUGGAGCCACGUGGAAUCCCCACCAUCUUUGGGGAGGUAGUAGAGAGGAAUGUUGCGUUUUGCAUCGAUACAUCAGGAAGCAUGUAUAAGGGCAUUGAAAUGGUGAAAGAGCAUUUAAUAGAAACUCUGAAAAAGAUGGCUAGCACAGGAAAACCAUAUUCAUUUAACUUGAUAGAGUUUAAUUCUGAAGUGAAUCAAUGGACAGACAAGCUUGUUACCUGUACACCACAGACUGUGGCAGUGGCAGAAGAGUGGAUUAAGAAAAUGGCAGCAAAAACUGGCACAAAUACCCGGGAUGCACUGUUAACUGCAUUACAGGAUCCACUAUGUGAUGCGGUGUAUUUAGUUACAGAUGGAUUGCCAGAUCAGUAUCCUGCAGAGAUUCUAGAGCAUGUUGCAAGCGUUGGGGGGAUGAGACCUAUUCAUUGUAUAUACCUUUCAACAGAAGAAACCACAGAGACUGCUGCAAUUGAGUUCCUCGAAGACUUGUCUAUUGAGUCUUACGGUUCCUUCCAUAUAGUGUCGCUCACCACUCAUGGGUGCGUUGAGCGAAUAACACCAAUCUACAGAGCUGAGCACGCACAAGAACGCAUCAUACGCACGAUAAAUGGAACAAUCCGCCCAAAUAUACAGAGAUGCAGUGUGGCAACUACUCUUCAAGUAGACCCUGAUGACAGCAUUUCUCUCGCACCAAGAGUCUUUGGCAGUACAGUCCCUCCCACCUGGUACCCACCCUGGGGUCCGUACUGGUAUGACUGGCUAGGUAUGCCAUUUCGCUACUACUACCCAUAUGCCUGGAGCAGGUACAGACCAGCCAAGGGCUGGAUAAAGGCCCAGGAGGCAAUGACAGAGUCCAUUGAGACCUCCGGUCUUUCACCAGCAGCCGGCUCACUGCUGAUCAACAAACAAGUACUGGCUAGAAGGAUUGAUGAUGGCUACUUCUAUCAGGCUACAGUCAAGAGUCAGAUCCUCUCAGACAAGUUCCUGAUAGGUUUUGGUCCAUGUAAACACAGCAAGUACACGGACACGACCUACCAGGACACCCAUGUAUUCGACAUCAUAGACUAUGAGGACGCCCGGCGACACACUAUUCUCACUGGGGACAAGGUACUGGCACCAUGGGUACCAGAGGGAGAGAGAUACGGGCCGGGUACCGUCAUAGAGGGACAUGAAAAGAGAAACGCUGAAGGGGCCUAUGAAGUGGCCAUUACAUGUGGUCCAUCGGACAAGGAGAUUGCAGUCAGUUUCACAAAUGGCAAGGUGUCCAACGUGCCUCUCAAUACGGCCAUCUGGGUUCCAAGGGAGGUGUAUGAGAGAAUCACGCUGGAGCUCAAGAUGCCACUUGAUGCCAGACAGGAGCUCAUGACAGAGGAGCGCUACCCCAUGGAGUCCAAGCAAGGUUACCCGACAUCUGGCCCCUCAGCCACUCCCCCUGACUAUGAGCUUGCUGACCCCCUGCUGUUUGACUAUGACCCCAUGGUGGUGGAGAGGAGGGGUCCCUGGAGAUACCCCUUCCACCCCCCAUACCCCCUCAUCAUGAAGAAGGGGCUGGAUACCACCCGCAGGCACCAGUUGGAGAGAGAAGAGAGGGACACAGACAAAGUUGUUCCAGGUACCAGUCUAUCAGAACAGGAACUCAAUGACCGGAUUGCCUCCCAGCUAAUGGAGCACAAGCUGCUAUUAGACGAACGCGAAACAGAAAAGGGAACCAGAAAGGAGAAGAGGGAACCUGCUGUUAGAAAAGGAACUGUGACUUCAGAUUCUGCUCCUAGACCGGGGUCCAGUAUACCAGAGGAACUGCAGAAGCGAUUGGAUGAGACACACAGGCUGUGGUGUGAGGAGAUGGAGAAGAAACAGCUUGAACAGGCCUCCACUGAACGUUCUCUUGGCGCUGAGGAUCCCAUAGAUGUAGAGGCCCAGCUCCAAAGGAAGUUGGAGGAGAGGAGACAGGAGUUAGACCGCCAGUGGGAGGCAGAGCAAGCCCUCAUACAGAGCCAGAUUGAGCGUGAACGUCUGCUGAAGCGGCGCGAGAAACAGGAAGAGAACCAUCUGCGGUCCAAGUCUGUUAGCUUUAGUGAUGCAGCCCUCAACAAGGAUGAUGAAGAAAGCGGGUACCAGUCGCACCUAUCCCAGGGAACCUCUAGUGGAAAUCAUUAUGAUGGCUACUACAGUGAUCCAGAGGACAUGACCUCGCAGUCCUUAAGGGAGCAGGGUGUGAACACAGAGGCAAGCCUGUUGCAGCGGCCCCGUAGUUCCCGGUCAGGGCGGCGGCCCCCAUGGAAGAACUACUGGCGGGCUGACCCCAGCAUGCCCAUAGUAAAUGCCCACCAGGGGCCUUUCAGGGAGACAGCUCUGGCUGCCCCCUUGGAAGCCAGAGACAUGAGCCGGACACCAUAUAUUGCCGAGUGGACCAGCCCUGUCUACAGGUAUGUGGAUCCGUUUGCCAAGCACAACUACACAGACUCCGUAGAGAAGUGCCUCAAACCUCCCACUGCCCCGCCUCCAAGACAGGUGGGCGUGGCUACCAGACCCACCCACACACGACCCAUGUCUGCAGACACCAAGGCAGCUCUGAGACAGGAUUUCAAACGUCGGCGAGAGGAGCAGAGGUCCCGUGCGUGGGACAUGCGCAUGAAGAACUGGGACAACAUGCAGGGCCUUAUGGAGGACCAGCACAAGGAGCGAGUACAGGCACAGAUCAGUCGUGAGAAGGACCGUCAGGUGAAGGAGCAGCGUCAGAUUGAGCAGUCCAGAGAGCAGAAGAAGUUUGUGAGCAAGGAGAUCCGAGAGAAGAAGGAGGAUGGUCAGAGGAAGGAGGUCCACAAGGAGGAGAUGCGUAUCCGGGCGAUGCAGCAGAGGCGUGAACACCGGGAGGAGGCCCAGAGGCAGCGGGAGAGACAGACCGAGGAGCUGCAGCAACGUAGAGCUGAGUUGAAGGCCGCCAAGUCGCAGGAGCGCUGGAACUCCGUGCAUCGCAGGCUGGACCAGGAAGAGGCGGAGAACUCUGUGCGCGCCCAGCAGCAUCAGCACGCCAAGGUGCAGAGGAUCCAACACUUCCAAAACCUUGAGGAGAAGGGACAGAGGAGGAAGGAUGUACGCAUCGGGGUCACCGACAGGCACCUCUCCAUGUUUGAAAGUGUGCCCUUGUUCUAGUUAUCAGGAUCCCUGUUCUGAUUCAGUUAGUUACAGUGGUUUAGAUUGGACUUCAAUGUGUUGGCUAUGCGUUUAAUGAUUGGCUCUUGGGCUACUUACCUUAGUUAAGAUUGGCACUUUGGUUAAAGGAAUUAGUUCUGAUUGGCUCUUGUGUUAGUCUUUAAGUUAUUUUCACACAUCCUGAUCUUGGCUCAUGUAUUUCAUGUAAUUACAAAAGAUCUGUGUAAUUUACAUCGUUAUGAUUGAUAUUUUUUGUUAUUUAUAAUCGAGUCACACUAAUUCUGAUUGGUUCUUAUGUUAAUAAAUAUAGAUGUAUUUUUCUUGUUUCUACACAAAACCUGAUAGAGCUUACAUUGGUUGGAAAGUGUUGAAUGUUUUAGUUAUUAAGAUAUACAUUAUUAGUUAUGAAAUUAUUCAUGUUUAUAGCUAUUGUUAUGCUGUAGCUAAGCCCGAGUUCAAUGCUUGCCUUGUUG
This is a messenger RNA of Dreissena polymorpha, 3777 nucleotides long. RefSeq lists its product as uncharacterized. The transcript is spliced from 14 exons. NCBI's taxonomy places the organism in Eukaryota, Metazoa, Mollusca, Bivalvia, Myida, Dreissenidae. The coding region runs from base 137 to 3304 and encodes 1055 amino acids. The record is from RefSeq and is a predicted model, not a curated record.